Molecule: messenger RNA, 447 nt
Organism: Stegodyphus dumicola
Lineage: Eukaryota; Metazoa; Arthropoda; Arachnida; Araneae; Eresidae
Product: histone-lysine N-methyltransferase SETMAR-like
Source: RefSeq, a predicted model, not a curated record
AUGCUGACAGAAGACCAUAAAUGGCAACGGGUUGAUUCUUCCCAUGAAUUUCUUCGCCGCUAUGGAGACGAAAAGAACAACUUCUUGGACUCAAUUGUCACAGGUGACGAAACCUGGGCAUUCCACUUUACACCUGAGACAAAACAACAGUCACGCGAGUGGUGGCAUCCCUCUUCGCCCAAGCCACGAAAAUUCAAGCAAACACAAUCUGCCGGUAAAGUCAUGGCAACUGUGUUUUGGGACAGGAAGGGGGUACUGUUGAUCGACUUUCUGCCUGCUGGGACAACAGUCAAUGCUGACAGGUACUGUGAAACACUGAAGAAACUCAGAAGGGCAAUUCAGAACCGGAGAAGAUGGAUGUUGAGCAAUGGUGUAAGCAUUCUCCACGACAACGCCCGUCCUCAUGUUGCCCGUCAAACCGUCGAUCUCCUGCAAAAUUUUGGUUGA